AUGCUAGCAUUCAGAACCAAAGGAUACAACGGGUAUGGAGUUCAAUACUCACCCUUCUUCGAUAACAAAAUAGCAGUUGCCACAUCUGCCAAUUAUGGAUUAGUUGGAAAUGGGCGAUUAUUUAUCCUCGGAAUAGAACCCAAUGGAAAUAUUCAAGAACAAAUAUCAUGGGAGACUCAAGAUGGGUUAUUUGAUGUUGCUUGGAGUGAAAUACAUGAAAAUCAAGUAGUUACUGCCAGUGGAGAUGGUUCUAUAAAAUUAUUUGAUUUAACAGUGGGACAAUUCCCAGUCAUGAAUUGGAAAGAACAUCAAAGAGAAGUAUUUUCAGUUAAAUGGAAUCCUGUAGAUAAAACAAGUUUUGUAUCUUCAAGUUGGGAUGGAUCUAUCAAAAUAUGGACGCCACAACGUCCAGACUCAUUAUUGACAUUAAACCCUGCUUCAAUUGACUAUACCACCAGAGCAACGAAUCCAGCAGCACAAUCAUCGACUCAUUUACCUCCAUUAUCGCAUCAACAAGCACAUCAACAAUCUGCACAAAUAAACACUGCCAAUUGUAUAUAUUCAGCCCAAUUCUCCCCACAUUCCCCAUCUAUGUUAAUAAGUUGUAACGGAGCCUCAAAGGUCCAAAUAUGGGAUAUCAGAGCGCCAAAUCCAUUACAAAUGCAAUAUGUUGCUCAUGGAGGAUUGGAAGCAUUAUCCUGUGAUUGGAACAAGUAUAAAUCAACAGUUGUAGCAUCAGGUGGGACCGAUAAAUCAGUACGUGUUUGGGAUUUACGUAUGAUUUCCAAAAUUGAUCAACCGUUAGUCACGAGUCCAAUGGCAGCAUCUCAUGUCAGGGGACCAACUCCAUUAAACGACCUAGUGGGACAUGAAUUCGCAGUCAGGAGGGUACAAUGGUCUCCUCAUAAUGCAAAGGAAUUAUUGUCUACUUCAUAUGAUAUGACCGCGAGAGUGUGGACUGAUGAAUCGGAUGAAAGAGCUCGUUUCUUGAAUACUAAUAAAGGGGGAUUACAAGGAGUGUUUGGAAGUCAUAAGGAAUUUGUCAUUGGAUGUGAUUACAGUUUAUGGGGUGAGCCGGGAUGGGUUGCUACUACGGGCUGGGAUGAAAUGGUCUAUGUUUGGGAUUCUAAGCGUCUACCAAGAGGUUAG
Hemisphaericaspora subhashii is the source of this 1149-nucleotide messenger RNA. It is a transcript of the gene PEX7, whose product is annotated as Pex7p. Gene Ontology annotation, biological process: protein import into peroxisome matrix. The record is from RefSeq and is a predicted model, not a curated record. NCBI's taxonomy places the organism in Eukaryota, Fungi, Ascomycota, Pichiomycetes, Serinales, Debaryomycetaceae. Gene Ontology annotation, molecular function: protein binding. The transcript has a single exon. Gene Ontology annotation, cellular component: cytosol; peroxisomal matrix. Bases 1 to 1149 code for a protein of 382 amino acids.